This is a messenger RNA of Fusarium subglutinans, 3150 nucleotides long. Its product is annotated as zinc finger cchc-type. The transcript has 3 exons. Bases 1 to 3150 code for a protein of 1049 amino acids. Gene Ontology annotation, molecular function: nucleic acid binding; zinc ion binding. NCBI's taxonomy places the organism in Eukaryota, Fungi, Ascomycota, Sordariomycetes, Hypocreales, Nectriaceae. The record is from RefSeq and is a predicted model, not a curated record.
AUGUCUUCCUCGUCUUCACUCACUCACUCAACAAUCUCUGGAGCUGAUAACCGCGGCUCUGGAGGGUCGAGUGGGGGUCAAGCUAGCAGCAACGGCUUUGGGGGAACUGCAGAAACCCCAUCCCCUUCUGGUACUAGGCAGGCCGCUAGCCAUGAUUUUGAGUCUCGCCGGUCUUCGCCCACGCCUAGCCAUUUUGGUACUAGCCAGUCCAAUGUCUCUGGCUCUCACCAAACCUCCCUGCACCCUGUUUCCCCGCGAGCCCAUACCGGGGAAGGUCGUCAGCAAUCAUCUUUGGAGGAUUUCUGGUCUAGAGAUGAUGAUCCCCGCCCUCUUGCUGCUCGCAAGUUGCUCAGGACCCCGGAUGAUGAAUGGAUCCGGUUUGUGAACGCGGCUGCUCGCAAUUCCGGAUACACUGUUCCACAACUGUCCAUGGCAAGCACUUUGGCAAAGAAGAACAAAACCUGGAAAGAAUCUCGCAACGCCGUCCUCAAGAUCAAUGUAGAUCCUGAUACCAGUCACAUGUUGAGCUCAGAGGCCAUCCUUACCAAGUGUGCAAAUCUUGGCCCCCCUUUCGACGCUAUCAAAGCUGUGCAGUUCCCUCCACUGGAGACGGAUCGGGUCCUGUUGAUCCACCCAGGAUGCGCAGUGUACCCUGAGGAAUUCCACAUCAGCCCUGCAAACAUCACUCGCACCGAGGUUGACAAAAUGAAGACUUCCAAAAACAAGGCUUAUAGAGACAGGGCUACCCGGGCCAAGUUCAAAGACCCCGAGAAGAACCUGAAGUUUUGGAAGAGAGAAACAGGCCUCAACAUCCAUAGGGCAUACUGGAAGUACGGCCGUUUAUGGUUUGUCCUGCGGAAUCGCGAGGAAGCCCAGACUGCUGCUUCAGGGAAAAUGUAUACUUUGGAAGGACUGCAAACUUCGUUCGAUUUUCUUGAUCCCAAGUAUGUGCCCAAGCAGUGCUUCAACUGCCAGGACUUCGGUCAUAUGGCAAAGCAAUGCCCCAACGAGGUUCGAUGCGGUCGGUGCUUAGAAGCUCAUAAGACAAGCGAGUACAAGGCCAAGCAAGAUAAAUACAAAUGCUUUUUCUGCGGCGGCGCUCAUCCCAGCUACUGGCUGAGAUGUUGCAGGCACCCUCGGGUUCUGGAUGUACUGCACAGGUGCAGUCUAUGGCGAGGCCGGGCAUCCUGGGAUACCAACGGACAGGAGCCUGAGUCUUCUGGGCGGUCAGUUUCGCCUGGUAUAUCCACUGAGAACGAAAGUCCUCGGUCCAGGUUUGGAAUUCAGGAGCUCCUUCGCGAGAUCCUCUCUGAUCAAGGCGCAGCAACACCCGAUGAACCUCUGCUUUCUCAUGCCCUCGGCAGAGGUGGAGAUAUCUUGUUUCGCCUCGUCGAAGCCUUUGUGCGCGUUGCUGCAGGUAACCUAGGACCUACCCUUCCAACCAACCCCGGUUACCACGCACCUCAACCACGCAGGGCAUCACCUUCACCUUCAGUCCCAUCUAUUCACAGCCGCCUGGGCACGGUCACUGGGGAUCUAUCUCUAGCUAACAGCUCAAGAGCAUCGGCAAGGGUCCUUUACGACUAUGCUAACCGAUCGCCUUCUCGGCAGACUCCAUCGCCUGAUGAAUCUCUGUAUGGAUCUGGCUUGAAUAGCAACGGCGCUUCCCCGGCGAGGCAGGUAUCUGUUGAGCCCCCGUUCUCCUCUUACUCUGAGCUGAGUGACGCGGAUCUCUUUAUGGAUACCUUCGAGGAAGAAGCCCAGCAAGAGGUCUUCGAGCUCUCUGCUGAUUGCCCAGUUGAAUCAAUCUUUGAGCUCUCUGCCGACCAUCCUUUGUAUCCGGAAGGCCACGAGUCUCCAGCCGUCGCACAACAGGCUGAGGAUACCUGUGAUAUGGUGCCGUCGGACUCUGCUCCGGAUGUUUCCCUGGAUGGCCUUCCUGAGCUCAGUCGCGAUAUGAUUGCCGGAAUCAUCUCCAUCCCUUCUACACCUAUCGGUUCAGAGGGCGAAGUCGACUGGGAUUUCAUCCCUGAUACUCCUCCUGGCCUUCUUACUUGUGCUGUCACAGCCGAUGAACCCAAGCUAGCGGAGGAUGAAUGCGAUUCUUCCACAGAGACCUCAGUUGCCCGCAAGCGUCGCCGAUCCUCGUCUACUGCCACAGAUCAGUCGAGUAGCGCAGUGACCUCUCAGGUCUGCCCAGAAGAACCACAGCAGCCGCUCGCUGUACCUCCUUAUUCACCGGAAGUUGGCAGCUCAUCAGCUGUGGUUCCUUGCUCUCUCCCAGACUCGGACGCCGCUUCUCAGCCUCUAGAGGGGCCUCCUCCAACAGAGAGUUUGUCCAUUGGAUCUUUGAGUGUCAGGAAGCGGCGUUGGAGGCCGGAUGAGGACCUUGACAUCCUCGCAUCUCCAAUUAGCGUCAAGAAGCUGAGAGUUGAGGACUCCCUAGUUCAGGACGGUGGUGAAUCGGCUUUGGCGGCGCCGUCCCCAACUAGCCCAACCUCCGGGCCUCUUGCAGUCACCAGCACUGUUGUAUCCGACGAGCCUCUCCCUACCAACAGCGACAGCUCCUUGCUCUUGCAGGCGAAUCCUAGUACACCUACACUCAGAAGGUCUCGCCGUGGCGUUCAGCCUUCGUUCACACCUGGGUCUUCAACGGCGUCUAGUUCUAGCAGGUCUAGCUCUGGGUCAUCGUUCGUCACGGCUGGCUCUAGUCCCAACACUUCAGGUCUGUUGGAAUCUCCCGCCAACCCCAGCCACGAUCCAUCUGACCAGCUUGCUGGAGAUGACAGCAGCCCCGUAGCGGGGACGUCUCAGAGCUCGCUUCAGAUUGCUCCACGCGAAAGCACACGAGUCUUGCGACCUCGGCGAGGACUCACAGAUGACGACGAGAUAGCAGCCCAGCUGGAGAGAGACGCUUCUCAAGCUUCUCCCAGUGACCAAGAGCUGCUGCAGCAUGACAUCGGCCCUGAGUCAGCGGCUGCUUCUGGGGAGGAGGAUGGAUCUGACGAUGAAUAUAGCCCUGGAAGGAAGGCAAAGGCCCGGUCAAAGCGUAAAUCUAAGACUGGUUCAAGAGGGAAAGGCAAGGGUAUUGCAAGAGAGGCACCGGACACUGGCCCUAAACAAACGAAGCUGGACCGGUAUUUCUCUUAG